AUCAUACAAUGUGUGGUCAUUCGUGUCUGGCUUCUUUCAUAUAGCAUAAUGUUAUCAAGGUUCAUCCACACUGUAGUAUCUCAUUUCUUUUUAUUAGGAAUAAUACAGUUUCACUUUAUGGAUUGCUGUGGUUUGAACCUGUCCCCUAAAGUUCAUGUGUUGGAAACUUAACCUCCAAUUCAACUGGUGAGAGGUGGGAACUUUAAGAAGUGAUUAGGUUAUGUGGGCUCUUCCCUCAUGAAUGGAUUAAUGGCAUUAUUGCAUGAGUAGGUUAGUUAUCAAGGGAGUGGACAGCUGAUAGAUAAAUGGAUGGGUUCUGCCCCCACCCCACCCCCUCUCUUGCUCUGUCUUGCCCUUCCGCUUUCUGCUGUGGGAUGAGGCAGAAAGAAGGCCCUCACCAGAUGCAGGGCCCUUGACCUUCGACUUCCAAACCUCUAGAACUGAAAGAAAGAUAUUUCUAUUCUUUAUAAAUUAUCCAGCCUUAGGCAUUCUACGAUGCAGCACAAAACAGACUAAGACAUGGAUAUGCCACUUUCAUUUCUUCAAUCAUCAGUUGACGGACAUUUGGGUUGUUUCCACUCGGGCUAUUAUGAAUAAUGCUGCUAUGAAUAUUCACGUACAAGGUUUUUGUGGAAUAUGCUUUUAUUUCUUUUGGUUACAUAUCUAGAAGGGAAAUUGCUGGAUCAUAUAACUCUAUGUUUAAACAUCUGAGGAACUGCCAGACCAUUUUCCAAAGUUAAUGAAUGAUUUUACGUUCCAACCAGCCAUGUGUGAGGGUUCCAGUCUCUCCACAUUCUCACAAAAACUUGUUAAUUAACUGUCUUUUCAGCUUUUUUUUUUUGAGUCGGAAUCUCACUCUGUCACCAGGCUGGAGUGCAGUGGCGUGAUCUCAGCUCACUGCAACCUACGCCUCCCAGGUUCAAGUGAUUCUCCUGCCUCAGCCUCCCAAGUGACUGGGAUUAUAGGCGCCUGUCACCACGCCCAGCAAAUGUUUGUAUUUUUAGUAGAGACAGGGUUUCACCAAGUUGGCCAGGCUGGUCUCAAACUCCUGACCUCAGGUGAUCCGCCCACCUCGGCCUCCCAAAGUGCUGGGAUUACAAGUGUGAGCCACUGCCUGUAAAUAUUAUCAUUUAAAAAUAUCAUUUUUAAAAAUAUUAUUUUAAAAAAAUUUUUUAAUGUUUUUUAAAUAUUAUUUUUAAAAAUAAUAAUAAUGUUAUUAUUAUUUGAGAUAGAGUCUCCAUCUGUUUCCCAGGCUGGAGUGCAGUGGUGUGAUCUCAGCUCACUGCAGCCUUCACCUGCCAGGUUCAAGUGAUUCUCCUGCCUCAGCCUCCUGAGUAGCUGGGACUACAGGCACCUGCCACCAUGCCUGGCUAAUUUUUUGUGUGUUUUUAGUAGAGACUAGGUUUCACCAUGUUCACCAGGCUGGUCUUGAACUCCUGAGCCCAGGUGAUUCGCCCACCUCAGCCUCUCAAAGUGAUGGGAUUACAGGCAUGAGCCGCCACUACUGGCGUAAUUACCUGUCUUUUUUAUUAUCACCAUCCUAAUAUGUAUGAUGUGGCACCUCGUUGUAGUUUUGAUUUGCAUUUUUCUGAGGACUAAUGAUGUUGAGGAUCUUUUCAUGUAAUUAUUGGCCAUUUAUAUAACUUCUUUGAACUGUCUAUUCAAGUCAUUUGCCCAUUUAAUUUUUUUUCUUUUUCUUUCUUUUUCUUGAGACAAGGACUCCUCUGUUGCCCAGGAGUGCAGUGGCACAAUAUCGGCUCACUGCAGCCUCCGCCUCCAUGGUUCAAGUGAUUCUCAGCCUUCCGAGUAGCUGGGACUAGAGGUGCAGGCCACCACACUCGACUAAUUUCUUUCUUUCUUUCCUUUUUUUUUUUUUUUUUUUUUUUUUGAGACUGAGUCUUGCUCUCUCGCCUAGGCUGGAGUGCAGUGGCGUGAUCUCUUCUCACUGCGACCUCCGCCUCCCGGGUUCAAGUGAUUCUCCUGUCUCAGCCUCCCGAGUAGCUGGGAUUACAGGCACAUGCCACCAUGCCCGGCUAAUUUUUGUACUUUUAGUAGAGACAGGGUUUCACCAUGUUGUCCAGACUGUUCUCAAACUCCUGACCUCAGGUGAUCCGCCCACCUCAGCCUCCCAAAGUGCUGGGAUUACAGGCGUGAGCCACCGUGCCCAGCCUAAUUCCAUUUUUAAAUUGGAUUAUUUGUCUUUUUUAUCAUUGAGUUGCAAUAGUUCUUUAUACAGUCUAGGUACAAAUCCCUUACCAGAUAUAUGAUUAGCAAAGAUUUUUACCUGCUCUGUGGGUUAUCUUCUCCUUUUCUUUUCUUUUUUAUCUUCUCUUUUUCUUAAUAAUGUCCUGUGAAUCUCCCUGACGUCUGGGUAUUUGGAAAGAAAAAGAAAAAAAUUAAAGAAUAAUGUCAUAUGAAGCGCAAGAGGUUUCAAUUUUGAUGGUGUUCAGUUUCUGUAUUUUUUUCUUUUGUUGCUUGUGCUUUUGGUGUCAUAUCUAAGAAAGCAUUGCUUAAUUCAAAGUUAUAAAGAUUCUAAGAGUCCUAACUUUUAGUUCUAUGAUUCAAUUUGAGUUAACUUUUAUAUGUGUUGUGAUAUAGGGAUCCAAAUUCAUUCUUUUGCAUGCAGAUAUUCAAUAUCUACCUUGUAUAUAUACAUAUAUUUUUUUAAUUUUUAAUUUUUUUUUUUUUUGAGACAGAGUCUCCCUCUGUCGCUGAGGCUGGAGUGCAGAGACACAAUCGCAACCCACUGCAACCUCUGCCUCCCAGGUUCAAGGGAUUCUUGUGCCUCAGCCUCUCGAGUAGCUGGGAUUAGAGGUGUGUGUCACUAUGUCCAGCUAAUUUUUGUAUUUUUAGUAGAGACAGUGUUCUGCCAUGUUGGCUGGGCUGGUCUCGAACUCCUUGCCUCAGGUAAUCCGCCCACCUUGGCUUCCCAAAGUGCUGGGAUUAUAGGAGUGAGCUACCUCGCCCUGCCUAUUGUAUAAUUUUUUAUUGAGAGUGCUAUGGUUUGAACAUCCCCUCCAACUCAUGUUGAAAUUUAAUUGCCAUUGUAACAAUAUUAAGAGAUGAGGCCUUUACGAGGUGAUUAGGUCAUGAAAGUUCUGUCCUCAUGAGUGGAUUAAUGCCAUUAUCAUGGGAAUGAGUUAGUUAUCACAGGGGUAGGCUCCUGAUACAAGGAUAAAUUCAGUGCUAUUUCUCUCUGUGUCUCACGUCUCACAAGAUUGCAUGCCUGAUAUGGUUUGGCUCUGUGUCCCCACCCAAAUCUUGUCUCAAAUUGUAAUCCCCACAUGUUGGGGGAAUGGCCUGGUGGGAGGUGACUGAAUCAUGGGGGUGGACUUCCCCCUUGCUAUUCUCAUGAUCGAAUUCUCAGGAGAUCUGGUUGUUUGAUAAGUGUGUGGCUCUUCCUCUUUGCUCUCCCUUUCUCUUCUGCUGCCAUGUAAGAUGUGCCUUGCUUCCCCUUCACCUUCUGCCAUUAUUGUAAGUUUCCUGAGGCCUCCCCAGCCAUGUAAGUCAAUUAAACUUUUUUUUUUUUUUUUUUGAGACCGAGUUUCAAUCUGUCACCGAAGCUGGAGUGCAGUAGCUCUGUCUCAGCUCACUGCAACCUCUGCCUCCCAGGUUCAAACAAUUAUCCUGCCUCAGCCUCCUGAAUAGCUGGGAUUACAGGUGCCUGCCACCAUAGCCAGCUAAAUUUUUUGUAGAGACAGGGUUUUACCGUUGGCCAGGCUGGUCUCAAACUCUGUAUCUCAAGUGAUCUGCCCACCUUGCCUCCCAAAGUGCUGGGACUACAGGCGUGAGCCACUGCGCCUGGCCUCUUUUUUUUCUUUCUUUCUUUUUUUUUUUAAAAUAAAUUACCCAGUCUCAGGUAGUUCCUUACAGCAGUGUGAAAACCAGACUAAUACAAAGCACUUUCACCUUCUGCCAUGGAUGACCCUUGAUGCUGGUGCCAUGCUGUUGGACCUCUAAGCCUACAGAACUGUGAGCCAAAUAAAUCUCCUUUCUUUAUAAAUUACCCAAUCUGUGGCAUGGUUAUAGCAGCAGAAAAUAGACUACACCAGAAUAUAGAAUAUAUCAAGAGUAUAGAAACACAACUGACUUCUCUGUAUUGAUUUUGUUGUUACAGCUUUGCAGAAUUUGUUUAUUAGCUCUAACAAAGUUUUUUUCAUAGAUUCUUUAGGAUUUUCUAUAAAAUCACCUCAUCUAUAAAUGGAGAUAGUUUUACUUCUUCCUUUCUGAUUUGCUUGCUUUUUAUUUUUCCUUGCCUCAUGGCAAGAGCUUCCAGGCAAGAACUGGUGAGAGCUUCCAGUACAAGGCUGAAUAGAUGUGGCAAAAGUGGGCAUCCCUUUCUUGUUUCUGAUCUUAGAGGAAAAGCUUUUAUUCUCUCACCAUUGAGUAUGAUGUUGGCAGUGGGUUUUUUCAUAGAUGCCCUUUAUCACGUUAAUUGAGUUUCCUUCUAUUCCUAGUUUGCUGAGUAUUUUUAUGAUGAAGGGUGCUGAAUUUUGUCAAAUGCUGGUUUUACACCGAUUGAAAUAAUAAUGUUUUCCUUUAUUGUAUUGAUGUAGUGUAUUAAUUGAUUUUCAUAAGUUAAGCUAACCGUACAUUCCUGGGAUAAAUCCCACCUGGUUAUCCUUUUUAUAUAUUUCUGAAUUUUAUUUGCCAGUAUUUUCUUGAGGAUUUUUAUGUCUAUAUUCAUAAGAGAUAUUAGUCUCUAGUUUUCUUGUGAUGUCUUUGUCUGAUUUUGAUAGUAGGGUAAUACUGGCCUCAGAAUAAGUUGGGAGGUUUUCACUGUCAUGACUUUUAUAACCUAAUUAUAAGUAAUUCUUGCCAGGUACGGUGGCUCAUGCAUGUAAUCCCAGCACUUUGGGAGGCUGAGGUGGGUGGAUCACCUAAGGUCAGGAGUUCGAGACCAGCCUGGCCAACAUGGCAAAACCCCAUCUCUACUAAAAUUACAAAAUUUAGCCAGAUGUGGUGGCCGUAUGUGUAAUCCCAGCUACUUGGGAGGCUGAGGCACGAGAAUCACUUGAACCCAGGAGGCAGAGGUUGCAGUGAGCCGAGAUCGUGCCACUGCACUCCAGCCUGGGUGAUAGAGCAAGACUCUGUCAAAAAAAGAAAGAAAGAGAGAGGAAAGAAAGAAAGAGAAUGAGAGAAAGAGAGAAAGAAAGAAACUCCUAUAGUAUUCCACAGGUCACAUAGACCAACCCUGGUGCAUUGUGGGAAGGGACUAAAAAGGGUGUGAACACCAGGAGUAGGAUCACUGAGAACUAUCUCAGCAGAUGGCUGCCAUAGCCACCAACUGACUAACAGUCACUGAACACUUACCAUGUGCCAGACAUUGUGCUAAGCUCUUCACUUGGCUUAUCUCCUUGAAUCUUCCCAGCAACCUUAUGAGGUAAGUAGGUGCUGUUAUUAUUGCCAUGUUACAGAUGAAGAAAUUGAGAUACAGAGAUUAGAUUCACCAAACUGCCCAAACUCCCACAGCUAUUAACUGGUGGAACCAGGAAUCAAACUCAGUAGGGUGUGCAUAUAAUAUACUUUGGGUGGUUGUUGUUGUUGUUGUUGUUGUUGUUUUGAGACAGGGUUUCACUCUUUCACCCAGGCUGGAGUGCAGUGGCAUGAUCUCGGCUCACUGCAACCUCUGCCUCCUGGGUUCAAGCGAUUCUCCUGCCUCAGUCUCCUAAGUAGCUGGGAUUACAGGUGUGCACCACCAUACCCGGCUAAUUUUUGUAUUUUUAGUAGAAUAAUUUUUGUAUUUUUAGUUUCACCAUGUUGGCCAGGCUGGUCUCGAACUCCUGACCUCAACUGAUCCACUACCCUUGCCCUCCCAAAGUGCUGGGAUUACAGGCGUGAGCCACCGCGUCUGGCUUUUUUUUUUUUUUUUUUUUUUUUUUUUUUUUUAAAGAGACAUGGUCUUGCUCUGUUGCCCAGGCUGGAGUGCAGAGGUGUCACCAUAGCUCACUGCAGCUUCAACCUCCUGGGCUCAAGUGAUCUUCCCACUUAAGCAUCCUGAGUAGCUGGGACCACAGGCGCCCACCACCAAGUCUGGCUAAAUUUUAAUUUUUUUUUGUAGAGAUGGGGGUCUCGCUUUGUUGCCCAGGCUGAUCCCUAACUCCUGGCCUCAAGCAGUCCUCCCGCCUUGGCCUCCCAAAGUGUUGGGAUUACAGGCGUGAGCCACUGCGCUCAGUCUGUGUAUCCUGAUUACUAAAUUUUGGGGUGUCUCCUUAAAUUCUGUGCCAGAAGCCAGUGCCUCACUCGCCCUACCCUAAUUCCACCCAUCCCGGUGACCCAAUGUCCCCGUUCAACCUGCACCAUGGCGCUUCCCAGCCCCGCUCCUAGCGCCUCCUCCCGCCCCUAGGGGUCGCCGUCGCGCCGUCAUUCCCUUCCUUCGAUUCCCGGGCGAGACGCGCAAAAGGUGGGAGGAGGAGAGGCCCGCGCGUGUGCAUGCGCAUGGCGCGGACUCUCUCAUCCUGGUCAGGGAGUGGAGGGGUUGGGUCUCAGGCAGCUGUUAGCGGAGUCCUCAGUGUCUCGGUCGUUUCUCCCUGUCUUGGUGAGGGCCAGGGGACAGGUCGGGGCAGUAUUUGGGGGAAGCGAGAGACAAGCAGGGCGGGCUGGAUACGGAGCGCCCUAUGACUGAGGUUAGGGAGGACGCCCGAGACCCCCGGUAUCCUAGUCCUGGGCCGUGGGCUCCGGACGCCGAGCCAGGACGCCUCCAGCUCCCAGGGUCCCUUGCGGGGACCACGUUUCCCCACAGGCCCCGCGGCUGCCGGGUCCUCGCCACGUCCCCUUCCCGGAGCUACGCGCCCGGCUGGGUUCCGAUCCGCCGUGUCUCUCGGGGGCGGCUCGCGGGGCAGGGGCGCUCCCGGCUCGGCCGCACGCCCAAGUGUCAUGCGGGAGGUACGCGGGCACGGGACCUCACCGGAGAGAAUGAUGGCUCUGGGAUCUGAAAUCUUUCCUUCCGCAGGAACUGGACACGGCAGUGAGGACCAGCGUAUCCAAGAGGAUGGACUUAGUGAUGGGGAACACCCAGGGACAUGCCCGAGAGCCUCAAGAAACAUCUUCAGAUGACAUUGCCCAGCGUCUUACAUUAGAGAACUCUCCAGACAGCCCCCGAGGCCUGGGGCCGGGUGCUGCUCCCAGACUGUGAGCUCGUGGCCACGGGAAGCCUGAGUGCGGCAGAGGCCCCACAGCUGCGCCAAGUGCGGCAAAGCCUCCCGUACAGUUACUCCCUGAGCGGUCAUCUCCGAAGCCCUGCUCAUGAGAAGCCUCCCCUUUGCCCUGACUGUGGAAAGCGUUUCAGCCAGAGCUCCUUCCUGCUGCAGCACCGGCAGAUUCACCCAGGGCCGUCAGCCCUGCAAGUGCAAGGCCUGCGGGAGGGGUUUUACUCAGAGCGCAUUCCUCCUCCAGCACUGGCGGGUCCACAGCGACUGACGAGAGACCUUGUCGCUGUCCCCAGUGCGGCAAGACCUGCUGUGGCCGCUCCAACCUCAUCAAGCACCAGCGAGUCCACUCGGGAGAAGCCAUUCGUCUGCGGGAGUGCGGCAAGGGUUUAGCGGCCAGCUCUGCUGCUGGCUCACCAAGGUGCACACACUGGCCGAAGCCCUGCGUCUGUCCCCAGUACCAGCAGGUUUUUGGGGACCGGUGGAAGCUGAUCGGCCACCAGCGAAUUCACACAGGAGGUGUCCCUUCUGCUGCUGCAGCUGCGGUGACAGUGUCAAUGAGAAGACCUCCCUCUCCCAGCGCGUCCUUCCGCACCCAGGGGAGAAGACCUGCAGGGGUGGGAGCGUGGAGAGCGUCAGCCUCGCACCCAGCUCAGUCGCCCCGGACAGCACCUCCGGGCUCCGGCCCUGUGGGAGCCCCGGGUCCUUCCUUCAACAUCUGCCCCCAUCCACACUCCUGCCCCGACCUCCCUUCCUUUAUCCUGGCCCCCCACUCAGUCUCCAGCCUCUGGUUCCAUCCGGCCUUCCUGCAGUGCCUGCAGUGCCUCCGGGAGGCCUGGAAGUUGCCCAGGUUCCGCCAGCCACCCAGCCGGCAGCUCAGCAGGAGGGGGCGAUGGGGCCCAGAAGCUGUGCGAGCGCGGGACGGGACUCGCGGGAGGCGGUUCAGGCCCCAGGCUACCCUGAGCCAGCCCGGAAGGCCUCGCAGCACAGAGCGGCCCGACCGCUCGGCGAGGCCAGGGCCAGGCUUCAGCGACAGUGCCGAGCUCCUCCGCCGCCCUCGAACCCACACUGGAGAGGAGCCCUACCAGUGUUUCCGGUGUGGAAGGCCUCCAGCCGGAGGUCCAACCUGGCCCGACACUGAAGAACCAGCGUGCUGCAGCCCUGGGUGGAAUUGUUGCAGCCGCCGGUGGACUGUGGAUCUGAGAUGCAGUCCCCUCCCUCCACACAGACCCGCUCAGGACGGCUUUUCUGUAUGGCAGAUCUUUCUCAGAAGUGCUGGGGGCUAUUUUGUUUGUUUUUUUCCCCUGAAUUCUCACUCCUUUCCCUUAUACAUUAAGGGAUUUAGGCAGGUGCGGCUGCGGGCGGUGACUCACACCUGUAAUCCCAGCGCUUUAAGAGACCGAGGUGGGAGGAUCGCGUGAGCCCGAAGAAUUUGAGACUAGCCUGGGCAGCCUAGCGAGACCGCAUCUCUGUGAAAUAAAAAUAAAACGAGCUGGUGUGGUGGCGCUGGCCUGUAGUCCCAGCUACUCAGGAGGGCGAGGCGGAAGGAUCGCUUGAGUUGGAGAGUUCAAGGCUGCAGUGAGCUAUGAUCAGGCCACUGCACCCCAGCGUGAGAGACAGAGUGAGACCCUGUCUCUCUAAAAUAACUAAAAUAACAAAAGGAUUUAGGUAGGUAGUAGGCAAAGGUAUAUUAUCGAAGUAACAAUAUACAAGGUAUAUUCUUGGUGUGGACAGGAAUAAUAUUGUGUUAUCUUAAUAUUAGUGAUUAAUAUUAUUUCUCUCUCCUUUUUUUUUUCUUGAGACGGAAUCGUGCUCUUUUGCCUAGGCUGCAGUGCAGUGGCAUGAUCUCUGCUCACUGCAACCUCCAUCUCCCGGGUUCAAGCGAUUCUUCUACCUCAGCCUCCUGAGUAGCUGGGAUUACAGGCGCCCACCACCACGCCCAGCUAAUUUUUGUAUUUUUAGUGGAGAGGGGGUUUGACCAUGCUGGCCAGGCUGGUCUCGAACUCCUGACCUCAGGUGAUCCGCCCACCUCAGCCUCCCAAAGUGCUGGGAUUAUAGGCAUGAGCCACCGCACCCAGCCUCUCUUGUGCUUUUUAGAUAAGUAUUUUUAAACGUGUUUGUUGGUUGUCGGCUGGGCGCGGUGGCUCACGCCUGUAAUCCCAGCACUUUGGGAGGCGGAGGAGGGCGGAUCACGAGGUCAGGAGAUCGAGACCAUCCUGGCUAACACGGUGAUACCCCGUCCCUACUAAAAAAAAUACAAAAAAAUUAGCCGGGCAUGGUGGCGGGCUCCUGUAGUCCCAGCCAAGCUGGAGGCUGAGGCGGGAGAAUGGCGAAUGGCGUGAACCCGGGAGGCGGAGCUUGCAGUGAGCCGAGAUCGCGCCACUGCACUCCAGCCUGGGCGACAGCGAGACUCCGAAUCAAAAAAAAAAAAAAAAAAAAGUUUGUUGGUUGUCUUAACGAUGUGCUAUUAGAGUGAGGAAAAAAAGUUACCCUAUGAGAAUUUAAACUGCAUGAACGUCUGUGGUAGCAUUACUGGUUCGGUUCCAAGCUUGCUACCUCAAUCCUUGAUGCCUCUUUCUCCCAAUCCAAGUAGUAUCAGGCACUGCCGUCUACUUGUUGUACCUCAGAAGAGUUUUUCGACAGCACCCCGUGCCCUCUGUGGCCUGUGCUCUCUCACAGGUGCAAGUCCUGUCAUCAUGAGCCUGGACUGUUGCAGAAGACUCCUAGCCAAUCUCCCCUGCUUCCUGCCUCUGCAUUCUGGUUCAGCAUCCAUAGAACCUACCAGUUAUUAUAGAUUCCUCCCUCAGACUCCAGACUCCAACACUAAAUCUGAUGUCAGUCUCCUGCCCGAAAGGAUCUCCUGCCUGCCACUCCCACCCCUCCACCCCCUCCACUGACCCCAGCAGGGCCUACAGAACAGGGUUCAAAUGCUUUAGCAUGGCAUGCAUGCUUCUCCAUUGGGCUUCGCCUGACCUCUGUGCCUUUGCUGGCCAGGGCCUCCUGCACCUCUGUGUCUUUGCACUUGAUUUAUUUCUUUCCACUGCCCAAAAUGACCUUUCCCCUUUUCUGUCUCCCAGACUUGCCCUACUCAUUCAUAUGAGCCCCACUUCCACUUAGAGACUGCCCCACCUCUCGUGUCACACCUGAUGUGGUGAGUGCUCCAGUGGCAUUAAGAACAUAGGGCAUGUCUGUCUGGUAACCUGUCUAUCUCCCCAGCAGACUGAGCUCCACGAGAGCAGAGACCCUGGUGCAGGGCCUGGCUCACAGUGGGUGCUCAAUUAAUAUUACUUAUGUGAAGGAACCACUUCCAGCUGCUCAAGUAUUCUAUGCUAAAACUUGGGUUUCUUUCAUCCUUGUUGUCCUCCCAAGAUACAAUGUGUACAUAAUUGGAAAGUUAGCCAAGGUGACUAUGAAGGUGACCCCACCCAAUCAAUCUAUGUCUUCCUGGUUAUUGUGCCUGUCAUUCGAUGAUUCCAUGGUUAUGUCUAUAGUGAUAACAGAAAAAAGCAACUGAAAACAAUAUUAUUUACUCGGGUCUCGUGCAUCUCCUCCACACAUUUGUAGAAAUGAGAUUACCACAAAUUGCCAAGACGGUUACAUCAAAUUUUCAGCAGCAUCAGUCAUAGGACAAAAAGGCCUUUGAGUGUAUUUUUAAUAAUCAGCAUUUACUGGUGGCAAAAUACUGGUUUAGAAAAUAUCUGAGAUUAUGGUCAGGCACGGUAGCUCACGCUGGUAAUCCCAACACUUUGGGAGGCUGAGGCAGAUGGAUCACCUGAAGUCAGGAGUUCAAGACCAGUCUGGCCAUAAUUUCAGAUGGUGAGAUUAUAGUGAAACCCCAUCUCUACUAAAAAUGCAAAAAUUAGCUGGGCGUGAUGGCGCACAUCUACAAUUCCAGCUACUCAGGAGGCUGAGGCUGCAGUGAGCUGAGAUCGCACCACUGCACUCUAGCCUGGGCGACACAGUGAGACUCCGUCUAAAAAAAAAAUCUGAGAUUAAUAGGUUGCCAUUUUAGGAGCUCUUUAUAGACCAGCUGGCCUAGUGGUCCUGGUUCCGUAAUAUGUGAAGUAAAGGUCUCGCAGGGGAGCACCAGUUUCAAACUCUGUCCUAGUUUGCAGCCUUGGCUGGAGUGACCCCAGUCAUGAGGCAAACUGAGCACAAGUGUGCAAGUGUCAUGGAUUCAGCCAGAACAUCAGUGUUCCCAGCAUCAGACACAGAUUCGGGAGAAAUCAAGUCACAGUGUAGAGAUGUAUUGUGAUGUGUCACUACACUAUUAUGAAAUGGAAGAAAAUAAAAUUACAGCCUCAACCUUUAAA
Pan troglodytes (chimpanzee) is the source of this 11461-nucleotide messenger RNA. RefSeq names its product zinc finger protein 843 (gene ZNF843). NCBI's taxonomy places the organism in Eukaryota, Metazoa, Chordata, Mammalia, Primates, Hominidae. The record is from RefSeq and is a predicted model, not a curated record.